AUGAGGGCUGGUGUUGAUGUCUUUGCUCUUGACUAUGAUGCUAUUAUUGCUGCCAUGUAUGCAUUGACUGUUAGUGCCGAGGGAGACUGUUACUUGUGUGUGCCGCCUGACCCAGGUAUAGAGCCCGCUGCCCUGGGUACUAGUGAGUCUGCUCUCUCAGGUACAGCACCCACAGAGACUGCUCUCUCAGGUACCGCACCGGCUGAGGCCUGUCACACCUUCACCCUUGACUCAGGUGCUUCCCGUUGCUUCUUUCGUGACAGUACUGAGCUCACACCGCUUCCUGCACCGGUCCCAGUCUCCUUGGCUGACCCCUCUGGGGGCCCAGUCCUUGCCCAGUCCACCACUGUCCUCCCUUGUCCGGCGGUUCCGUCUGGCUCGUUGUCGGGUUUCCACCUCCCCUCGUUCUCGACGAACCUGGUGAGCAACGCUGUCAUCCAGGAUCAGUGGGUUGACACCUUUACCCCUGGAGGACAGCGUGUGGCGAUCUGCACGUGCUCCAGGACCGGCCGUCACCUGGCUACGUUUACCCGUCGGCCGGGGUCGAGUCUCUACACACUGACCACUGCGUCUCCUCAGGUCGCUGCUGUCGGUCAGGUGUCUGCGUCAGGUAUGGCAGCCCACGCCUGUGAGUGUCGUUCCCUGUCGCACCAGACUCUUCUCUGGCACCACCGCCUGGGUCACCCCUCCUUGCCACGCCUUCGUGGCAUGCACCGUCGCCACCUUGUGUCUGGUCUUCCCAGGUCCCUCCCUCCCCUCCCUGCCUCGCCUGCGCCGCCUUGCCUUCCUUGCGUCGAGGGGCGGCAGCGCGCCGCUCCUCACUCCUCCUCGUUCCCCCCGACAGAGGCUCCUCUGCAGACCCUCCACCUGGACGUGUGGGGCCCAGCCCGCGUUCGUGGUCAGGGCGGUGAGCGGUACUUUUUGCUGGUUGUCGACGACUACUCGCGUUACACCACGGUCUUCCCCUUGCGCACCAAGGGUGAGGUCCCUGCUGUUCUGAUCCCUUGGAUCCGCACAGUUCGUCUCCAGCUCCGCCGCCGUUUCCGGACGGAUCUUCCUGUCCUGCGUCUGCACUCUGACAGAGGUGGUGAGUUUUCCUCCGAUCUCUUGAGGACCUUCUGUCAGGCGGAGGGCAUCGAGCAGACCUUCACGCUUCCGGACUCCCCGCAGCAGAAUGGGGUUGCUGAGCGCCGCAUUGGCCUGGUCAUGGAGGUCGCUCGUACCUCCUUGGUCCACGCGGCGGCUCCCCAUUUUCUGUGGCCGUUUGCUGUCCGGUACGCCGCGCAUCAGCUCAACCUCUGGCCCCGUGUCUCCUUGCCGGAGACCUCGCCCACACUGCGUUGGACGGGGGAGGUUGGCGAUGCGUCGCGCUUCCGGGUGUGGGGUGCUCGUGCCCUUGUCCGCGAUACGUCUGCGGACAAGCUCUCCUCCCGCACGCUUCCCUGUGUCUUCCUUGGCUUUGUCCCUGACGCGCCUGGCUGGCAGUUUUACCACCCCACCUCGCGCCGGGUCUUCGCCUCUCAGGAUGUCACCUUUGACGAGUCGGUUCCCUUUUACCGUCUCUUCCCCUACCGCACUGCCCCCCUCCCUCCCCCGCCGCUUUUCCUUGCUCCUGGUCCCCCUCCGGUAGACCCCCUUCCCCCUCAGGGUCCUGCUCCUUCAGGUGUCUCUCAGGUAGACCCUCCUCCCGUCGCUGAGCCUGUCGAGGUCACAGGUGACUCAGGUGCUGCUGCAGGUGGUACUGCUGGGAGUGCUGAGCCUGGGGGUGCUGAGCCUGCGGGUGCUGGGCCUGGGAGUGCUGGGACUGCGGGUGCUGGAGCUGAGGGUACUGUGCCUGAGAGUUUGCCGCCUGGGGGUGCUGAGCCUGGGGGUGCUGCGACUGAGGGUGCUGAGCCUGCGUGUGCGGAGUCUGGGGGUGCUGAGUCUGGGGUGCUGAGCCUACGGUCUCUCACACCGCAGCAGCUUCGUGACUGGUACGUCCGGCGCUUUCGCCGUCCUAGUGGCUCGGCUGGAGUUGGGGGUACUGGAGCUACCGGGACUGGUUGUUCUGGGAGCACUGCGACUGGAGCUGCUGGAGCUGGGGACUCUGGCGCUGGCGGUACUAGUGGAGUUGGAGCUGCCGACUCUGGGGGUGGCGCUGCUGCUGGUGCUGCGGACCCGCCUGGUGGAGCUGCUGCUGGAGCUGAGGACCCGAGCGGUGGCGCUGCUGCUGGUGCUGGGGACCCGGACGUUGGAGCUCCUGCUGGUACUGAGGACCCGGCCGCUGGAGUCUCUUCUGCUUCUGGAGCCGCUGCGCGGCCGCGACCGUACUUCGUUCCGCUCCUUCAGCAGGUUCUUGGGCAGGCUCCUCCUCCUUGUCCUCCUCCCUCCGUAGAGUGUCCUCCGCCUGUCCAGCCGCAGUCACAGUUACCGCCUGCCUCGCCUCUCCCUGCUCCCUCUCCUUACACUGGUCCCACAGGAGGUCUUACAGAGCGUCGUGAGCCUGAGUCUCGUCCUGCGUCGCCUGUUCGUCCUGCUCGCACUGGUAGUCGUGUCCGUCGUGAGCGUCCUCCUCCUGUCCCAGGCACUCACUACAUGACUCUGCGUCCCUCUACUGCUCCUCGGCGUGUCCCUCUACCGUCUCCUCCUGCGUCCUCUUUGCCUGCCAUUCCGGACCCUGAGUCUGACCGGUAUCGCGCUGAGCACCCUACAGUCACGCGUCUCCUAGCUACUGUUGUCACUGACCCUACCUUUGAGUCCUCGGCUGCGUCUGCUCUGGUCGCUGAGUUGGUUGCCUUUGCUGCUGCCUGUCGUCUAGACUACGCUGCUAGCCUUGUUGCUGAGCCUGCGUCUGCGUCUGUCUGUCCUCCGUCCGUCGGGGGUGAGUGUGCUCUUGGCACGGACGUCCUUGAGGACAGGCAGGAGGACUUUGACUCUCUUGCGGCUGCUGUACCUCAUCUCGUGGCCUGGUUGCUUGCCCCUGAGGGAGACCCGGAUGCACUAGACAUCCCCACUCUGCGCACUUACGCAGAGGCGAUCUCGGGUCCCUACUCCUCUCAGUGGCAGACAGCCAUGGACGCAGAGAUGGCAUCCUGGAAGUCCACAGGCACCUACGUCGACGAGGUUCCCCCUCCUGGGGCGAACAUCGUCGAUGGCAUGUGGAUUUUCAGGGUGAAGCGGCCGCCAGGUUCUCCGCCUGUCUUCAAGGCUCGUUACGUUGCUAGAGGCUUCAGUCAGCGUCAGGGGGUCGACUUCUUCCAGACCUUCUCCCCCACCCCGAAGAUGACCACUCUUCGGGUUCUGCUGCACGUUGCUGCUCAGCGUGACUACGAGCUUCACUCUCUUGACUUCAGCACAGCGUUCCUGCAGGGCAGCCUGCACGAAGAGAUCUGGCUGCGCCGCCCACCUGGCUUUACUGGGUCGUUUCCCCCUGGUACCCAGUGGAGUCUCCGCCGGCCAGUCUACGGUCUCCGCCAGGCGCCACGUGAGUGGCACGACACACUGAGGACUACACUUGCGGCUCUUGGGUUCGCGCCGUCUACUGCUGACCCGUCGCUGUUUCUGCGCACAGACACGUCGCUGCCGCCGUUCUACAUUCUCGUGUACGUCGACGACUUGGUCUUUGCUACUGCUGACACUGAGGCACUCGCUCGUGUGAAGUCGGAGCUGCAGAAGAGACACACCUGCACUGACCUGGGUGAACUGCGUAGCUACCUUGGCUUGCAGAUCACCCGGGACAGAGCUCGCCGCACCAUCACCCUGACUCAGUCACACAUGGUGCAGCAGGUCCUUCAGCGCUUCGGCUUCCAGUUCUCCUCACCACAGGCCACACCUCUGGCUACCAGCCACUCGCUCUCAGCUCCACCUUCGGACGAGUCCGUAGAGCCGAGUGGCCCGUACCCAGAGCUUGUAGGCUGCCUCAUGUACCUGAUGACUUGCACGCGCCCUGACCUCGCGUACCCUCUUAGCAUCCUUGCUCGUUACGUUGCGCCUGGGAGACACAGGCGAGAGCACUGGGAGGCUGCUAAGAGGGUGCUGCGUUACUUGUGCAGUACAUCAGGCAUGGGGCUGGUGCUUGGAGGACGCGACAGAGUUGUCCUCACUGGUCACUCGGACGCUUCUUGGGUGGACGACCUGGCUACGCAGCGGUCGUCACAGGGUUACACCUUCAGCCUUGGCUCUGGUUCUGUCUCGUGGCGGUCCACCCGCUCUUCCUCUGUUCUCGGCUCUAGUUGUGAGGCUGAGAUCUACGCCACAGCCAUGGCUGCACAGGAGUUACGCUGGCUCACCUACCUGCUGACUGACUUGGGAGAGCGGCCUAGUUCUCCUCCAGUUCUGUACGGUGACAACAAGGCGGCUCUUGCCUUGUGUCAGGAGCACAGACUGGAGCACAGGACGAAGCACAUUGCUCUUCGCUACUUUCUUGCUCGAGAGCUUCAGCAGCGCGGUCAGCUUCGGCUUGUGUACGUGGACUCGAAGGCCAACACUGCUGAUAUCUUCACCAAGGCGCUCCCGCCUAGUGAUCAUCAGCGGCACUGUACUUCUUUAGGCCUUGUGUCCACGUUUCCUCACUUGCUCACUGCUUGA
Molecule: messenger RNA, 4566 nt
Organism: Closterium sp. Yama58-4
Lineage: Eukaryota; Viridiplantae; Streptophyta; Zygnematophyceae; Desmidiales; Closteriaceae
Source: the annotation of a GenBank genome assembly